UGGGUAUCCUGAUGAAGAAAUAUCCGAAUCCGACAGAAGAACUACCAGUUUUGAAAAAUACGAUUUCAAAUUCAAAAGUUGUUAAAAUAAAUUAUGAUUCAUCAGAUGCACCAGUUGAAAUAACUACUGAAGAGGGUAAAAAAUAUUUAGCUGAUCAUAUUAUUGUAACGCCGUCUUUAGGAGUUUUAGAAGCUGAUUAUGAAAAAUUGUUCAAUCCGCCUUUACCAGAUAAAAAAAUUAAUGCUAUUCAAAAUGACAGUAAAAUUAACUUGGAUGUGAAAAUAGAAGACAAAAUGAAACUAUCCCAAGAAGUUGAAAACAUAAAUUACACGAACCCAAAUGAAAUAAUUGUAACGACAGCUGAUGGCAACAAUUACACGACAUCAAAUGUAAUUAUAACGAUGUCGCUGGGUGUAUUGAAAAAUUAUCAUAAAAAAUUAUUCAACCCAUUUACUUUCUGUUCGAGAACAUGCAGUUGUACGGCUAGAACUGAAAUGCAAAUUAACAUCAAGCUCAUAGCCAACCCUUUUACUACAACUUUACUGAAAGAACUUACACUUAAGUCUUGACUUCAAAUUGCAGAGCAACUUACGGUCAACUUAACCGAAACUUUUGCUUUUUAAACUCUAUCCGUUUUUGCUGCCGAUUCCGGACGAGAUCGACGGCAAAUUUCAGUUCAGAUGGCUAUCUGGGUAUAGUAAAAUUUUUAACGAUCCGUUGAUAAUUUCUUGAAAUUAUAGACGGUAAGAAACAACAAUGCAUAAGGUAGUUCACUCACCACAUAUAGUUGGUGCUAUUUCUUUCCUUUUCACUCGCUAGUGCUGCCUUUCUCACAGAUUAUCUCUCAUUCGCUUCUACUAAUGGUUAUUUUUAUUUAACUAGCCAGUUUACUAAUAAUUUAUAAAAAAAUACACGGUCAAUAUUUUCAAAAUUUCUUUGGGUUAUUUAAAGUAUAUUAUUCUAACAGUUAUCAAUUUUUUGAAACGAUCGUAAAAUUUUUUCAAUGCAAUAAUCAUAAAUAUUUGUGAUUUUCUCAUUCUCCAUCCAUACUGCCUGUGCUAAAAUGUCAUUUUUAAUUACAAUUAUCUCAUUUCUGGUACGUUCAAUUGAUUUUAAAUUCUAACAGCACAUG
Cotesia glomerata is the source of this 1132-nucleotide messenger RNA. RefSeq lists its product as uncharacterized. Lineage: Eukaryota; Metazoa; Arthropoda; Insecta; Hymenoptera; Braconidae. The transcript has 3 exons. Gene Ontology annotation, molecular function: polyamine oxidase activity. The record is from RefSeq and is a predicted model, not a curated record. The coding region runs from base 12 to 569 and encodes 185 amino acids.